AUGAUGGUUGUCUGGACGCCGAAGAUGGCUGAUAUAUAUAUUUUCACCGCACAGCGUCCUCGCCCUCUUAUCGUUUCUUGCUUCUCUGUUGGACCUCGCCUCUACUUUGCCGCUGCAAAGGCUUCUACAUUAUACAUUCUGGUCACUAUGGCACGCAUGUGGUCGCAAUAUCUUUCCACAGCGCCUCGAUUAUGCGCCAGAGAUGCCGAGGUCCAGGCCCGUCUUGCCGAAGCCCUUACCACUACAACGCCGGGGUUGCUGUAG
Molecule: messenger RNA, 264 nt
Organism: Aspergillus fumigatus Af293
Lineage: Eukaryota; Fungi; Ascomycota; Eurotiomycetes; Eurotiales; Aspergillaceae
Exons: 2
Coding region: 1-264 (87 amino acids)
Source: RefSeq, a predicted model, not a curated record